CGCUCCCGCCCUUCUCCCCGCCCCAAGCCCUCUCCUGCCUCAGCCGUGCAACUCCGCAGUGCAGAUGCCCGCUGGCCGCCCGCGCUUGGCAGUUCCAGCUCCUGCGGGGACUUGCAGGUCCCCUCGACCCCCGAGCGCUGGCCACAUUGUCGUUGUUCCCAAGCGGCCCUCAACUGAGCGGACUCUCAGAGGCCCCCCGGGAAGCCUCUACACCAGUGGGACAGGGGGUAUCUAGGCGGACGGUGGCUGCACCGGAGCCCGGGCGCUCCCGGAUGCGGCAGGAGAAACUAACCGGCUCCUUGAGGCGCGGCGGGAGAUGCCUGAAGCGGCAGGGUGGCGGCGGCGGCGGCGGCAGCGGCGGCAGCGGUGGCGGCGUGGGCACCAUCCUGAGCAACGUGCUCAAGAAGCGCAGCUGCAUUUCCCGGACCGCUCCCCGGCUGCUCUGCACUCUGGAGCCGGGAGUUGACACAAAGUUGAAGUUCACUCUUGAGCCAUCUUUAGGUCAAAAUGGUUUUCAGCAGUGGUACGAUGCUCUCAAGGCGGUUGCCAGACUAUCAACAGGAAUCCCAAAGGAAUGGAGGAGGAAGGUUUGGUUGACCUUGGCAGAUCAUUAUUUGCAUAGUAUAGCCAUUGAUUGGGACAAAACGAUGCGCUUCACUUUCAACGAAAGGAGUAAUCCUGAUGAUGACUCAAUGGGAAUUCAGAUAGUCAAGGACCUUCACCGCACAGGGUGCAGCUCUUACUGUGGCCAGGAGGCGGAGCAGGACAGGGUUGUGCUGAAGCGGGUCCUGUUGGCCUAUGCACGAUGGAACAAGAACGUUGGGUACUGCCAAGGCUUUAACAUCCUGGCUGCACUGAUUCUGGAAGUGGUGGAGGGCAACGAAGGGGAUGCUCUGAAAAUUAUGAUUUACCUUAUCGAUAAGGUACUCCCUGAAAGCUAUUUUGUCAAUAAUCUCUGGGCAUUGUCUGUGGAUAUGGCGGUCUUCAGAGACCUCUUGAGACUGAAGCUCCCUGAAUUAUCUCAGCACCUGGAUACUCUUCAGAGAACUGCAAACAAGGAGAGUGGAGGUGGAUAUGAGCCCCCGCUUACGAAUGUCUUCACGAUGCAGUGGUUUCUGACCCUCUUUGCUACGUGCCUCCCCAACCACACUGUUUUAAAGAUCUGGGACUCCAUCUUUUUUGAAGGCUCAGAAAUCAUCCUAAGAGUAUCGCUGGCUAUCUGGGCAAAAUUGGGAGAGCAGAUAGAAUGUUGUGAAACAGCAGAUGAAUUCUACAGCACCAUGGGGCGCCUUACCCAGGAGAUGCUAGAGAAUGAUCUUCUGGAAAGCCAUGAACUCAUGCAGACUGUUUAUUCGAUGGCUCCAUUCCCUUUCCCACAGUUGGCAGAGUUGAGGGAAAAAUACACCUACAACAUUACACCAUUCCCAGCUACAGUUAAACCCACCUCCAUUUCUGGACGACAUGGGAAGGUCAGAGACAGUGAUGAAGAGAAUGACCCAGAUGAUGAAGAUGCUAUUGCUAAUGCUGUGGGGUGUCUUGGACCUUUCAGUGGGCUCCUGGCACCUGAACUUCAGAAGUACCAAAAGCAAGUUAAAGAACCAAAUGAAGAGCAGAGUCUGAGAUCUAAUAACAUUGCGGAGCUGAGCCCAGGAGCAAUUAAUUCCUGUCGAAGCGAAUACCACGCAGCCUUUAACAGUAUGAUGAUGGAGCGCAUGACCACAGACAUCAGUGCGCUGAAGCGGCAGUAUUCUCGGAUUAAAAAGAAGCAGCAGCAGCAGGUGCAUCAGGUGUACAUCAGAGCAGGCUUCGAAGAAGAAGAAGACCAUGGGUUCUUUUUAGGUCCCAAGGACCAGGCAAUGGAUGACAAAGGACCAGUGACCAGCAUUCUCCCGUCUCAGGUAAACAACUCUCCAGUUAUAAACCACCUUCUUUUAGGGAAGAAGAUGAAAAUGUCAAACAGAGCCGCCAGGAAUGCUGUCAUUCACAUCCCUGGUCACUCAGGAGGCAAACUGUCUCCUAUCCCCUACGAAGACCUUAGGUCGAAGCUGAACUCUCCAUGGCGAACUCACAUCCGAGUCCACAAGAAGAACAUGACAAGGACCAAGAGUCAGCCAGGCUGCGGGGACACCGUUGGGCUGAUAGAAGAACAGAAUGAGGGCUGCAAGGCUAACCGCCUGGGGGCAGCAGAGGCGUUUUCUUCCAGUUGUGCAGUGACCGCAGGAAGAGGAGGUGGCGGCGCAGAAGUCAGCACAGCAAGGACUGUCGAAGGGCAGUCUCCGGAGCCGGUGUUUGGAGACACUGAUGUGUCUGCGGUCCAGGUGAAAUUAGGAGCCUUGGAACUGAACCCAGGGGCUGCUGCUGCUGCUGCCACCGCCGCCGAGCCCCAGGGACACCCGCCCUGCCUGCAGCACUUCCCGGAGCAGCCUGAUAUCCCUGGAGAAAACAAAGCCACCAGCAGAGCUCCACAAGGCAGCCACCCGAAGACUCCCAUCUUCAACCCCUUCCCCAGCGUCAAGCCGCUGCGGAAGUCAGCCACUGCCAGGAGUUUGGGGUUGUAUGGUCCCACAGAACGAACCCCAACCCUGCACUUCCCUCACAUGAGCCGGAGCUUCAGCAAACCCGGUGGCGGAAACAGCAGCACUAAGAAACGAUGAUUCCCAGAAAUGCUUUAUUGAGAUUCAGCUUUUCACGGUGGUACGAGGGUUUCAGGUACAUGGCUGCAGGAGGUUUUCAGUUGUCCAGUGAAAACGAAUAGUUAGCUUCAGAGAUGAACCGCAUUCAUACAAACGGGAAUUGGAAGUUUUAUCAUGGGAGUAGAGUAGGGAAUUUUCCUAUCCACUGGUAACUGAUAUGGUGGAUUCUUGUGGCAAAAUAAAUAUUGUGGUUUUAAAAUGUGAAGUUUUUCCAAUUUUUCAUCGUCAACUGUUUAGAAAAGACUUGUGUAUCUAGACUGUUAACCCUUCUUCCUUCUUCCUGUUUCGAGGGCCUUCGGGGUCCCCAAAACUUCCAGUCUUUUGGGUGUUAUCACACUCAAGCAUGCACCACUACUUUGCUAGACAGAAACUGUGAAAAGAAAGUAAGUAGUUAGUUGCAAAAAAACUUCCCAAUUUUCCUCUCCAUGCCCUGUUGGGGGGAUGUUUGUAUGUGUGUUUUCCUUCAGUCGUUUCUUCUAGCCAGUCUCAAAUUAUUUUUUAUCCUUAUGCUAAAGUGCAGGAGAAAAAUCUAGAUAGCCUUUCCCUCACUUUCUAUUUCUACGUGCAAAAGGAAGAAAACCUCUUUCCCUGGAAAUGUAGGUGUGAUCACUGACUUGAAGAUCUUAUGCAGAGAACACAAAUGGGGUAUGCACUUAGCAGCUGCUCGAAACAGCUUCCUCAUUCCACUGAGCUUUCCCCAAGGUUCAUUUUUUCCUCUUAAUGGCGUGUGGGGCCCCAGUGGGGGAUAACGUGAUGGGCUCCAUGCGCAGCUUGUCCCGUCUCCUCUGCUGUGCAGCUCGUUUACCGCCCAGCUCACCACUGCAGACGCAGCCAGGCCUCUGCUCAAAAGCCGUGACAUACCCCCUGCAACUCUGUUACUUGAAUUUUGUGCUUUUUUUUGGAUUGGAAUACUUUGAAUACCUUGUUACUUGAACACUGCCUUUCUCUGGAGAAGGCCCCACUGCUUUCUAGCUCUCUUUCACCCAAUCCUCCCCACGUCCCAGCAGGUCAGAGACAGACCUGUUAUGGCCACUAUGCAGAAGGGAACUGAGCCUCAGAGAGGUGAAGUUGCACUUCAGAUACUCAAGGUAAAUACUGCCAGUAUUCAGCACGACUCAGCCACAUUUCCUCCAGGGCAAUAGGCGGGGUUAAUGCUCUUUGUACACAGGUGCAUUGGCUACAUAGGUUCUGCCAAGCAAGACCAGGGAACUGUUCACUGCACUCCCUCCUGACUAGAGGGAACUUUCUCCACAUCCUGACAGUCCUGUGACCGUGUUUCCCAAAGCCAGCUUGACCCCUUUUACCCCAACAGAUAGUUCAUUUU
This is a messenger RNA of Phyllostomus discolor (pale spear-nosed bat), 4017 nucleotides long. RefSeq names its product TBC1 domain family member 30. Bases 273 to 2654 code for a protein of 793 amino acids. The transcript is spliced from 13 exons. Lineage: Eukaryota; Metazoa; Chordata; Mammalia; Chiroptera; Phyllostomidae. Gene Ontology annotation, cellular component: endoplasmic reticulum. The record is from RefSeq and is a predicted model, not a curated record.